Molecule: messenger RNA, 3461 nt
Organism: Scophthalmus maximus (turbot)
Lineage: Eukaryota; Metazoa; Chordata; Actinopteri; Pleuronectiformes; Scophthalmidae
Product: calcium homeostasis modulator protein 6
Exons: 2
Coding region: 1420-2037 (205 amino acids)
Molecular function (GO): monoatomic cation channel activity
Source: RefSeq, a predicted model, not a curated record
CCCCCCCCCCACCCCCCCAAAAAAGGAACAGAUGCUGGUAGGACACCGACGGCAGCAACGACAACCUGCGCGUGCCCUAUGCGCCCAAGACCGUGGAUGAGGGAUAAAACACACGCACAGAGAAAGACACGCGCGCGCACACAUACACGCAUACAACACGUAUGUAAUUAUUGUUGUUUGUGAACUCGGGCAGUUAUUGUGUCGCUCCUCGGCCGUCAUCUCCUUGUCGUGGAAUCUUUAUGGGAUGACAGGGCGCACAUCUCCGUCAUCUGCCAUUUGGAGGAAGAAGGUGUUCCUCAAACAGCAUUGACUGAACUGUCGGCAACUGCACUACUAAUAACCUCUAUUAUUUCUGAACUCUAUCUUGCAAUAUUGAUGCUUCAGAAAGUGUCAGAUGAUUUAAAUGAAGUAUUCAAGGCAGAUGUGCCAAAUCUGUAGAGCUGGGGACCAAUCUUAAAGCGAGAUUUGAGGCCAUUUAUAAAUUUAUAUAUAUAAACAAAUUGGAGUGGUUAUAUAGAUGAACGGCACUGCUGCAGUUGGCAGCACCCUGCAUCCCCCAUGCAUGUUUCACAGUGCCUGAAUACUCGCUCUCGUUCGGUUUCAAUGUGAGGACAUUAUGGCGAUGCUCUUGAGCUCACCGAGGUCAUUUUUUAAAUUAUGUCAUCACAUCAGCGGCCUGGGUGUUCUCGGGCUGCAUGUACCACAGCCCCUUGGAAGAUCAACAUGGCCUCCUGUGUAAGCCGCUCGUAUCGUUAGUCUGCGCUGCUGCACGGGCGACCUCAUGUGGCCAGUCAAGGUAAACUGAAAAAGGGUCUGCAUGCCUCUCAUUUCUAUUUUAAAACUGCAGAUUAUUUGAAAAAGGAAGAAAAAAAACAUACGUGUGCACUGGAUACAUUUAUAACCACGUUUGUUGGUUCAAUAGGUAAACUAUGCGUCCUUUAUGUAGUUUCAUGUCUUAUUAACUAUAGAAAUGGCUGUAUUUGUUUAGUUUUUUAUGUAAUUUUGGGCCAGUCCCUUGAUACUUCAACGUAAAGCCGCACGCUUUGGUACAUGCUUACACCUCCACGCAUGUGUUUUCUGCGGGACUGUUGCAGAGGGUCAGUUUGUGCUCAACUGCAGAACAAUCUUCCCUCCACUUUACAGCCCUCCCUCCAGUUUGUCUGUGGUAGACCACAUUUAAAAUGUAACCCCACCUGAAAACUUGCACAGACCAAUCGGCUGGAGAAAUGUCAGAGCAGACGGCACUCCCUCCUUUGUCCAAAACCAAUCAGAGUGGAAGUGUGGCAUUUUGCCCGAGGGGAAAUCUUACCCCUGGAUGCGUUAAUUACGCAUCACUUAGCUGUUGCCAAUGUGUUCACAACGGUGGACCCUCUUUUGGGCUUUUUACAACGACUGUUUUCAUUUUUCGGUCAAUCUAGUAUGGAAAGUAGACAACAAUGGCUUACCAGGCUGAAAAAUGAACUUAGCAACAGUCCUCUGGUGUCAAAUGUGGCGUUUGGCUUUAUCCUCAUGGGACUAGAGAAGCUGGUGGAGCUGGAGUUUGAGUGUCCUUGCAACCCUACAUGGAACGGAGUGUUUUCAUCAGCAUUCUUCAUCAUUCCUGCUGUCAUGGCCUUCACCUUGAUGCUGAUCAUUCAAGGAUGCAGAUGUGAUACGUGGUGCCGGAAAACUGUUUCCCUCUCCAGUUUUGUUCCCGCAAUCGUGUGGCUGAUUUUGUUGUUCCUCGAUGGCCAAUAUUUCGCUUGUGCUAUGACGGACUGGGAGGGUAGAUUUGUAAUAGUUGACAAGGCAGCUCCGCAGAAGUGGUGUGAGCCAAUUAGUGAGGGAGAUGUCACCCCACAAGAACUAAUGCUCCGCUCGCAGCAGCUUUUUGUUUUUUCUCAGGUUAUAGGCAUAGUCCUCCUCAUUUUCAUCUGUGUGGGUCUCGUAGUGUAUGUAAUCAGAGAAAGCUGCCAACAAGAGGUGGACAUGCAGGAUGCAGAUGUAGCUGAGCUCACUGUGCUCAGGAUGAGCUCUCUACGGACCAGGACGUCGUGAGAAGACUUACACUGCCCACCUCACCUACCCUGCCGGCACAGACAUUUUGUAAAUACCGUGAACGGACUUCAUUAUGAUAUUCACUGCGUGAAUAUCGAUAUAAUUGAAAACAGUGAUUAUUUUGUUUUCUCUGUAUUGCCAGCUAAUGUGUACCAGUAGCUGUGCUGGUGCUCGUCUGAUACACCAGGAGUUAUUGGUUUGACCUGUCUGUGAAACAAUAGUUACACUUAGUCGCUUUUUGCUGAGAACUAGAUGAUAAAGAAUUGAUGCCAAUCUCAUGUCCAGUAAUUAUGAAACCAUACAGCCAGCAGUCGGUUAGCUUAGCAUAGCCUGAAGACUGGAAUUAGGGGGGAUUCAUCCAGUCUGAGUAUUUCAAAAGGCAAAUAAAAUCCCCUUCCAGCACCUCUUAAAGGCAGUAACUCACCCCAUUUGUUUGAUCCACACCAAACCUAUUUGAUCAUUCUGUUCUACGGGUGGUUAUGUGCAGUCACAAGGCAACCGGCAGAGACUUCUAAAAGUUUCUGUGGCUGGCCAAGAAAAAAAGCUGCGUCUCACUUCCUUCAAAGGCUGCACUUGAAGAUUGUCUACAUCACAGUGUCACAGCAAGGCUCUCUCAUCAUUCCUGUGUUUUCUGCAACAAAGAAUUAUACAGCUGGGUCCUUACUUUGCACGCCAGUAAUGAAUCAAUAUGGAAUCACUUUAAAGGCACAAGUAUAACAACAGCUGAGAAUAAAUAGGAAAUCCUCCGUAAACUAGAAUGUUCGCCCAUCACAGUCUAUGAUGGGAGAAUGUCUUCCCAAAGAUGCAACCCCUGAACUGGGACAGCUUUUUCCAGUCUUUAUGUUAAGUUAAGCUAACUGACCGUGGAUUCCAGCUUCAUAUUUGGUGUAUAGAUAUAACAGUGGUAUUGAUCUCAUCUCACAGGGCAAGAAAGACAAUAAGUGCGUUACCCAAAAUGUCUAUCUAUUACUUUAAAGUGAUAUUUCACUUUGUCACGUCAGGAGUUUUUAGACAUGAAUUGUCAGCCAGCAGCUCUGAGAUACUCAGUCAGAACUGCUCUAAGUCUCUCUGUGCCUUUUAUAUUGGCUAUAUUAAGACGUGGAAUCCAACAGGCAGCUUAUAUUGAUUUGACUACUAUUAGUUGACUUGAACUGUUGUUUGAGGUAUGUGGGUUUCCAAAAUGAAAUUAUCUCCAGACGUAUGUAGUCAUCAAGUCUAAACCUACCAACCAGUGAUGUUUCUGACUGAACUGAUACUCCUAAUGACGUACCUGUCUGAUCGCUACAGAUGUAAAACCAUGUGUAUGAUGUUUUCUAUCAUGGCUGCAACUAGCCGGAAGUAGGAUGUAGACACAAAAUCUGUACAAAUGUUGUUUUUUUAAUUAUUGUUUUGUAAUAAAAUUAUUUAUUUAUUGAAGUAAAAAA